CCGGGAUGUACUACAUUUUUUUGACGAUUUUUCACUAUGAUCAUUUGGCCACCUUAGUUUCAGUUUGAGCAUGCCGCCAGCAUGCGUAAAUCUAAUGAUUAUCGUAGUUGUUCAUCGAAUGAAGAAAUAUGAUUUUUUUUCUUGCUGCCAGCCUCCGCUUGGAGCGAAUCAUCGUCACAUACUAUAAUAAGUCCUAAUACUAUUAGUGAAAAAUAUGACUUUUUCUGACGAUGGCACUGUAGUUUUGUGGUGUUUUUCAACGAGCAAGUGACAAGGAGUACAAAGAAGGCAUGCAAAGAAUCCGUGUUCUGCUUAAUAGCCGCAAUGAAAUAACCUGAGACGAGUUUUCGUUCGACAGACAUGAGGAUGAAGACACUUCCUUGUUCAAAAAUUUCAGAAAUGCAAAGAAAUACGAACCUUGAGGUCGAACUCUGAUCGAAGAUGAAUCACGAAAUUCCAAUUUUUGAAAAUCUAACAAAUCCAGGAGGUUCUGUGGUUGUUGGGUCUUUGGAACCACAAUUUAUGUGUGUGCUAGAGUGAAAUUUCUGCGUCUACUGAAAUCCUCUCUGCGUUCUGAAUGACAAAUCUUCCCAAUGCGUUCUAGUAUAAUCAUCUUCAAAUAACGAUCAGCUGAUGAUCUAUGUAUAAGUUCAAAAAUCAACAUCACAAACUGCCUCAUGCUCAUCUUCAUCAUAUCAAUCUACUUCUCAAGGAACAUUUUAUCUCAACAUCUCAACUGCAGGUAAAUCAGAGUUUUUCACUACUACUUCUUAGUAGAACAUCAACAAACACUAACACAACAAGAACUUGAUUGUUCAUCGUUUCAUUGUCUUUCUCUUUUUUUGUAAAAAAAAGAACAGCACCUCCAACAAAAUGGCGCAACAAGGUAGCGUAAAGUGGUUUUCCGACAAGGGCUUCGGCUUUAUCCAACCGGCUGACGGAUCUGAGGAUGUCUUCGUGCACUUCUCCUCCAUCAACAUUAAGGCUACCGCUAAAGCAUCUCCCUACAACAUCAUGGUCCUUGGUUCAUCUUUUUCGACUUGAAUGCCUUUUACUACUAGAAAUACUUGAAAAAAGGAGUCAUAUUUCAAGGAUGUCUCUACUCAAGGAAGAAAUACAACAAACGCCUUCUAUAGCUCUAACUUCGAGGACGGCUUCAAAUCGUUGAACGAAGGUGAGACCGUCUUCUACGACACCUUCUGGGAUGAGCAGAAGCAAAAGACUGCUGCUGUCAACGUGAGCGGAAACGGUGAUGGUAUCCCGCGUCAGAAGGGCAAAGGCAAGGGCUUCGACAAGGGAUUCGAUGGCAAAGGAAAGGGAAAAUUAUGGCAGGCUUUUUGAUAAUUCAUUUAGUUGGAUGGUGUAGAAGCGGAUCAUUAUAUACAGGUCGUGGAUACAAAGAAGUAGAAUGUACGUCGUCUACCCGCUUACUUCUAUUCAGCAUACUAGUUGUGAUAGUGUCUCAUCAUGAUCGUAGGUUACCUAGAAGUCCCUUCAAACUCAUUGUAGAACAUUUCUAAGAAAUUUCGGUGGCGGCUUCGGCGGCGGCUUCGAUAAGGGAUUCGGUGGAAAGGGCUUCGGAGGAGGCAAGGACUACUGGUAAUUUCAUUACCUUUGAGGACGUUCUUCAAAUAGAAGCUGAUGGAACAAAUUAGGAUUCUUGCCAGGUAGUUGUGAGAGGUGCUGGUGAAAGAUGAAGUCCUAUAGUGGUCCUCUCUCCGGAAGGCGAAGGGAACUCUCAAGGCGAUGUAGUUGUUGCAGUGCUUAUACAUCAUAGAUACUCGAGUUAUGAGAUUGAUGUUGUAGUACUCGUCGGAACGAUGUGAAACGAUGGGGGGACGAACAUCGAGAAGUUGGAUUUGCUUUGGUUUUUAUCGUAAAGAAAGUAAGAAAAAACAUGCUGUGAUGGAAGAGCUAUGAAGAUGGGGAGAUACUUCUGAUGCUCAGCACAGACGCCGUCACUAUGUGUUGGAUGCAAUCAAUCACUAUUACGAGAAGUAGAUUUAUACGAAGUGUUGUUGUACUAGUUUGUUUGUGUAACCAGGAGUAGAAGAUUUAUUAAACUCAUAAUAAGCACAAGGAGGUGCAAACAUCAUCAAAAGAAGUUCAUAUUUCCUCGAUCUUCAUCAGAAGUUCAAGAUUAAGUUAGCAGGUCCUCGUACUAGAGGCGUAAAACCUUGUACUUUUGUCCUAGGACGAUUAGGACUUGGGGACUUCCAUGAUUACUUAAUACCACACCUUCAUGACAACAUCAUGAUAUGGUAAACUGACUUCUUUCAUGUUAAAACUUCUUCAUGUUGUUGUAAUAUGUUGGAUGCAA
Messenger RNA from Amoebophrya sp. A25, 2320 nucleotides. Lineage: Eukaryota; Dinophyceae; Syndiniales; Amoebophryaceae. The record is from the annotation of a GenBank genome assembly.